This is a messenger RNA of Cyanidioschyzon merolae strain 10D, 2943 nucleotides long. RefSeq names its product mutS family DNA mismatch repair protein MSH2. Gene Ontology annotation, cellular component: nucleus; MutSalpha complex. The record is from RefSeq and is a predicted model, not a curated record. The coding region runs from base 1 to 2943 and encodes 980 amino acids. Lineage: Eukaryota; Rhodophyta; Bangiophyceae; Cyanidiales; Cyanidiaceae. Gene Ontology annotation, molecular function: ATP binding; mismatched DNA binding; ATP-dependent DNA damage sensor activity. Gene Ontology annotation, biological process: mismatch repair; mitotic recombination. The transcript has a single exon.
AUGGUUCACGUACAGGGAGCGCACGGCUCUGAUGCCCUCGUUCAGGUCUUUGGAGGUGUUUCUGGGGUGGAUAAAUUUGGACGAGAGUGGUUCGAGUCACAACUGGAGGCGGAUGCCGCGGUUGCGUACGAUCCUUCCACGGUGCUGCUUGUGCUCCAGUUCGCGUCGACAUCCGCUGGUUUCUGGUUGCUGAGCGGCGAUGCCGGGCUGCUUUCUACGCAGCUGCAAACUGAGAGCGUUCGAGUUUCGGUGACGUGUCAAGCGCAGCAGCGGGUGCUGGAAUGGUACCUGGCUCGGGUGCGAGCUAGCACGAAUGCGACACUAGCAACCUGGGUUCUGGCCGGACUGGAGGCUGGCAAGGCCGUCGCAGUUUACGCCGCAGGGAGCCGGUUGGGAAGCGCGAGUACAAGUGAAGCACGCGGUUUCGGAUUUCCGCUACAAAUUGCGAAUAAGUGGUUUCUCGCAGCGGCUGGCAGUCCGGCUAGAGUAGGUCCGCUCACAAGCUAUCUACCGGGAAACACGCGAGCCCAGGACAGCUCCGGACUCGCUGAUGGCGACAGUGUCGUAGAUGCCGAAGGCAUCGCGCUUGUUGGUGAAACGGCCGGCGUGCUCGCUGUACGUACGAGAGCCACAGGUGAACAGAGCAACACUGGGCACCGCCACUGCCGUAUGGUCGCCGCUUGCCACUGCAUUCCGCAUGCGGGGCUUUUUCGGGUGAUCGAGUGCCAGGAGGACGCCUCUGGUGAAGCCUUUCUGCUAACUGACUGGAUAGAGCGGGCUCUGGUGCGGAGCGGAGCACGAGAGCUUGUCCUCCAAGACGGCGAUCUUGCCGAAUAUGAACUUCACCAGUUGGACGCUGCCCUCGAACGGAUUGGCGGCAUCGCUCGCGCCAUGCUCCGCCCAGUGCGCCGUGGAGGCCUAGGCGCCGAGCACGACCUUCGGUGGCUUGUUGCUGAAUCCGAAACUCCCGACUCAUGCCAACGUGACGAUGACGCUUGGCGACCCGAGGCACUAACGCUUGAUGAGAUGUUCUCGAUGAAACUAGCAACAGAUUGCGCGCACAUGUGCGUCAGGUUUCUUGAUUUGGGUCAGCGCGUUGGUGAACGGGGUCGCUACCGCAUUGAGCAGCUCGCUUGGAGACAGAAUCUCCAGCUCGACGCUGCUGCCUUGAAGGCACUCCAUGUGCUUUGGGGCGAUGAAACCGGUCCGGCAUCGCCGUCGAGUCCUCCACCGGGCUCCCUCUGGUGCCUGCUUGACCGGUGUCGAACACCGAUGGGCUCGCGACUGCUGCGAACUGCCCUGAUUGAACCGCUGGGUAACCGCGAAGCCAUCGAACGACGGCUCGAUCUGGUGGAGCUCCUGGUCCAUGAUGUUAUCGCGCGACAGCGACUCGCUGAUUAUCAUCUGAAAGGAUUCGCGGAUCUCAUCACCAUAGCGCGGCGACUUGCGCGAGACAAAACAUCGCUGCGACAACUGGUGCGCCUCUAUCAGAGCCUGGUGAGACUGCCGGCCUUGCGCUCGGAACUGGAAGAUCUGUUGCUGGCGCACACAGAGACCCGUCCCCGGUGUUGUCAAGUGCUUCGGAGCGAUAUUGCUGAUCGAUUGGCGGCAGUUGCACCAGCAGCUCAGGAAUUUAUCGAAGAUGUGGAGCGUUUCAUCGAUUUGGAGCGCAUUACAAACCACGAGUACUUGCUGCGACCGAGCAUGAGCACUGAGAUGACCCAGAUCCGUGGGGAAAUGGACACUUGUCUUGAAGAAAUGAAUCGGACGUAUCAGCAGACGAUAGCAGCGCUCCAGCAAGAUGACGGCGUGCGUGGAUCUGGCGGUGACUGGCUCAAACUAGAGCGCAAAGACGGACUCGGAUUCUGCUUUCGGGUGACGCGCAAGGAUGAAGUUUGCAUUCGCGGCAAAGAAUCCAUUACCGUCCUUGAAACGCGCAAGGACGGUGUUCGGUUCACAACGAGCGCUCUUCGGCGCUGGAGUAGCGCGUACACCGCCGCGGAGCAACGCUAUGUGGCGGUGCAGCGCUCCACAUUGGCGCAAGUGUUUGGACACUUUGCCAAAUAUGCGUCCAUGCUCGAGGUUCUCGGCCACGUCCUUGCGCUUCUGGACAUGCUCGUCGCAUUUGCGAUGAUAUCAGCGGAGCGUCAGUUCUGUCGCCCGCGACUAGUUGAAUCGGACGAAUUCGAAGCGCACGAAAGCAGCGGCGUCAUUUUGCGAGGCCUCCGCCAUCCCCUGGUGGAACUCGCGCUCCAAGGCGAGCACACUUUUGUCGCCAAUGAUGUGGUGCUCACCCAUCCGAGGCGUCUGCUCCUGAUUACCGGCCCCAAUAUGGGCGGCAAAUCGGUAACGCUGCGCUCGGUCGGACUCGCCGUGCUCAUGGCUCACUGCGGUUGUUUCGUGGCCGCCGACGCUGCCUCGUUACCCGUAGUUGACCGGAUCUUGGUGCGUGUCGGUGCUGGCGAUAUGCAAACCCGCGGCAUCAGUACCUUCAUGGCCGAGAUGCUCGACAUGUCGACCAUUCUUCGGCACGCCACAUCGUCCAGUCUGGUUCUGGUCGACGAGCUUGGACGCGGAACGAGCACAGCUGAGGGCUUCGGCCUCGCUGCCGCCUUGUGUGAAGCGCUGGCGUCGCGCGCUUCAUGGACGCUCUUCGCGACCCACUUUCAUGAGCUUACCAAGCUUGCCCAAGGAGCCUGGAGCCAUCGGAUGCUGAACGCCCAUGUCGCCGUCGCUCAGGUGCAUCGCGACAACGACGACAGCGAAAUCAAUGACCGCGGCAGAGGCACUCCCGCUGCCAGCCUUGUCUUUCUCUAUGAACUACGCCCGGGACCGAGCGAAAGAUCCUUUGGUAUCCAUAUUGCUGAAAUGGCUGGAUUCCCGCACCCUGUCAUCGAUAUGGCGCGUGCCAAAGUCAGCGCCCUAGAGAACACUGACGCUUGA